Trichoderma breve is the source of this 3075-nucleotide messenger RNA. Its product is annotated as ankyrin repeats (3 copies) domain-containing protein. The transcript has 6 exons. Bases 1 to 3075 code for a protein of 1024 amino acids. NCBI's taxonomy places the organism in Eukaryota, Fungi, Ascomycota, Sordariomycetes, Hypocreales, Hypocreaceae. Gene Ontology annotation, molecular function: protein binding. The record is from RefSeq and is a predicted model, not a curated record.
AUGAAUGCCCACGAAGCCAGACCCGAUUAUUACGACAUACUCAAAGUACCAGUAUGGGCAGAGACCGAUGAGAUCCGGACGAGCUAUAAACGCCUCGCCUUAGCGCAUCAUCCGGACAAAGAUCCAAACAAUCCCAACGCCACUGCCUUUUUCCAAUCUAUCCAGGCUGCCCACUCUACCCUGACUGAUCCUGCACAGCGCUCGGCUUACGAUCGUGAGGUAUAUAUGGAUCUAGACUUUGCGCUACACAGGUUCCGCGAGAGGAAAAAAGAAAUCAAGGAACACUUGCGCAUUAACAUCCAGAAUGAGGUGGCUCGCCAUAGGGUUAUAGAAUAUGAGAAGCGAACGGAGAGCCCAUCGUGCCCUUCGGCUCGCCGAAUUAAACACGAAGCGGCUUCCAAAAAAUUUAAAGACGUGAUCGUCAUGCAGGAAAACCAGCUAGCAAGUCUCAAAGCAGAGAUAAACAAGAUGAAGGUUACCAUGAAUGCGAUGCUGGCAAGAGGGUACAAGCCGGGCAAUGUGAACUACAAUCACUACGCCAGCACCAACGCAGAAACCCCGCCAGGGCAAGUGGACAACGUUCUAAAAUGCCUCUAUAAAUCGCCAUACAAAGACCGAAAAGACCGAAAUCCCCGGCGAGUGCAGGCUGAUCCUGGAUGCGGAAAGUCGGUGUUGGUAAGACACUUGAUCGACUCUGUUGUUCAGACUACGACGUCCAGAACCGUGUGCUAUUUCUUCUUUAAGGAUGACUUUCCAGACCAGAAGAAUGUGGCCAGCGCUCUCUGCUGCAUACUUCGUCAGAUAUUUAUGCAAAAACCGUCCUUGCUAUCUGAGGCAAUUUUGAAAAGGUUCAAUACUGGUGGAGAAACAUUCAACGCUUCAUUCAGCGAACUUUGGCAGACCUUUCUUCAGGUAGUGGAGGACGAGAAUGCAGGCGAAAUUGUCUGUCUUCUCGACGCAAUCGACGAGUGUGAAGAUCACAGUGACCAGGGAAGGUCUCAGCUUCUCAAAGCGCUAUGCGCGCUGUACGGCACUGAAAGGAGCUUUAAUAUCAAGUUCCUCAUCACCAGUCGGCCUUACGUUGAAAUCCAUCGCGGUCUUCAGCCUCUAGAUAUUCCGGGGUUACCGGUAAUCCACUUGAGCGGAGAAAGCGAAGAUGAGAUGAAGAAGAUCUCUCAAGAGAUUAACGUCUAUAUCGGCGCCAGAGUUCAAGAUAUAGGGCGGAGACUGCAGCUGACACAAAACGAAUGCAGUCUUCUGUUGCAAAGGCUUAUGCAUAUCCCUAAUAGGACCUAUUUGUGGGUAUACCUUACUCUGGAUUUGAUCGAGAGUAGCAUUAAUGUCACCGAGAAGAUGAUACUUGAGGCUACUUCGAACGUACCUAAAACAAUCGACGAGGCCUAUGAAAGAAUACUUUCUAGAAGCUCCAAUACUAGGCAAGCUAGGAUAAUAUUGCAUAUUAUUGUAGCAGCUGCACGACCCUUAACUGUCAAGGAAAUGAAUUUUGCGCUGGCGUCUAGUGAAACCCGCCAGCCGCACCCUGAUAUGGAUCUUGUGCCUGAUGAUCGUUUCCGCGAAAACCUACGGAAUAUCUGUGGUCUCUGUAUCGUCAUCGUUGACUCAAAGGUUUAUCUACUUCACCAGACUGUGAAGGAAUUCUUAGUCAAAAGGAAUAUGACAAAAACCUUGCAGAGUGAAUCUGAUGACUAUGAAUGGAAGUAUUCAAUACAGCCACAAGAAUCUCACAUUAUUCUCGCCAAAAUUUGCAUUUGGCAUUUACUCGCGGGAUCACAGCUCUUGUACGAAUCAACGUCGCAUGCGUGGAGAGAUACUUUUCUUGACUACUCCGCAAAAUAUUGGGUUUCACACUUCCGUGAGAUGGAUAGUGAAGCACAGUCAAUGUUGACAAAGUCAAUCCUGACAAUCUGCGACGAGGAUUCGUUUUGCUGCAAGACGUGGUUUGCUGUUCAUUGGUCCACCAUGCAGACAAACUGCCCUCGAGGAUUCACUACCCUUAUGAUAGCAUCCUAUUUUGGACUUCAUUUUGCAGUUCAGAGUCUGCUAGAUAUGGACGUCGACUUGGACGCCCAAGAUAAGACAUACGAACGGUCGGCGCUCUGCUGGGCCGUAAGGAAUGGCUUUUGGAUGGUUGCUGAACUGCUCAUUAGUGGCCCUCACGAGUAUGGGCGAACCCCAUUGACAUAUGCCAUUUGGAAUGGGGAUGUCGCUCUUGUCAAGUUGCUAUUGAAAGCGGGUGCAAACGUGCACUUGAAGGACACACUUGACAAAACACCAUUAUUCUACGCCUUUUGCAACAAUGGACAUGAAGAAGUUGUGAUGCAAUUGAUCAAGACAGGUAGAGCCAACCUCGAAGCCCGGAACAACUUGGACGAAACGAUUCUAAUAUCCGCUAUUCGCGCAUAUCAUAAGGCAAUAGUGAAGAUGUUGCUCGAGGCGGGGGCAAACCCGAAUGCUAAGGACCGCUAUCGCGAUCCAGCCUUAUUUGUGGCUAUAUAUAGUCAAAAGGCAGCAGUCGAUUCCUUACUUAGCACGGGAGAAGAUUCGAAUGCUCAGACAAACGCUGGCUUCUCGCCCUUGAUACACGCCUCUAUCAUUGGCCAUACGGCAAUAGCGAAAUUUCUACUUGAUGCCCGAGCAGAUAUAAAUGCCCAGACAGAUGCUGGGGCAUCAGCAUUACUGUAUGCGUCUUUCAUGGGCCAUGAGGAAAUAGUGAAACUGCUACUUGAGGCCGGAGCAGACGCAAAGAGUCAGGCAGACGCUGGCGCCUUAGCUUUAAUGCUUGCAUUUAAUGGCCAUUAUUUCUAUGGUACAGCCAUGAAGCUACUCCUUGAUGCAAAGGUGGACACACGCUCUGAGCCUUACUGGCAAUUUCCAGAAGUAUUCUUCAAGAAUCUUAACCGGGGGGGGCAUAGAAGCAUAGUAAAAAUGUUGCUGGAGGCGGGAGCAUACAAAAACAUGCAAACCCCCGACGAUAUCCCGCCUUUUGGCGGACAACACCGGGAUUCAAUGAUGGACUACUUGCUCAGAAUAAGAGCGGACUCACAAACGAUCUAA